GAUGAAUUAGGAUUUAACGCAGAGAUAAUGUGUUCUUCGAAUAAUCCUAAAAUGGGAACAAUUCGAUUUUAUGAAAACAACGAAACAGUUAUAGAAAUAUGGAACAGCGGAAGUGUCUGCCACAUGCGACCUAAUAAACUGCCGAACAAACGUCUUUGCGGUUGUAAGGAUCUAUCAACAGUUGCAUGCAAUAUUUCUCUUGAAUUCUACACUAAUGGAUGCAGAAUGUGGAGAUGCGAAUCUAUAGAACAUGGCAAAAUACUAAUCAGCAAUGAUGUGAACGUCUGUAACAUUGUAACCACCACUGCUGAGACAAGAUCAACAUCUGAGAAAAACUGUUCGAUGGUGUCUACGACCGAUGAAACUGUAAAUUGGUUUGUUGAUGGUUAUGCUCUUCAUAGUUCCAGUGACGUUUAUAAAAUUAGAACAUACAAUACGAAGAACAUCAGUUUCCUAUUGGAAUCAUUUUACCGAGAGGCGAAUGGUUCAAUCGUUACCUGUAAAGUUGAUGAACCCGCGGUGGAAGAGUGGACCAUCAAGAUAUUAUAUCCAACUGUAUUAUGCACUGAGGCAUCAACACUGGGUGAACAAAUGACUGCUGGCGCAAUAUGUAAAUUUACUCAUGGUAAUCCAAACGUCACGGCCAUAUCAAUACCAGAUCCAUCUUGUCAGAAUAUAACAACGGUUUACAAAUCGGAAGUAGACAUUUCUCUGUGUGAUGCAGUCAACAGAGUGGACUUAGGGGCCCGCCGAUAUGUAGGAAAUAGCAGUGGUCUUUUCAAAUUAGAGUUACUGUAUCCUGCAUCCAUACUUGACUACCAUAUAGAUGAGAUACAUACGAACGCGUGGAACGUGACGUCAGAAGGAAAACGUUACAUACGGUUUAAUUGCCAUGGCGACGGCAAUCCACCUCCAGUAAUGACGUUAAUAACAGAAAACGAAGUUCUAGUUACCACAAACACAUAUUUUCAACAUAAAAUUACGUUUAAAAAUACCGAAGAUGUGGGCAUGUAUACGUGUGUUGCUUCAAAUGUAUUUGGCAGUGCUAAUAAGGCGAUUUAUGUCCACCCUCUGAAAAUAGAUUCACAAAAAGAAGACUUCCCUUCUAUGACCAAUAUGAUCGUGUACGUUGUCAGCGGUUUAGUCACUCUAGCACUCGUGAUUCUUGGUGUACAACGCCUCUGUCGCAUUUUCAGAUGCUCGAGAACAUCACCACCUGAAAUAGUUUGCCCUCAGGUGGAGUUUGUUAACAUAGCAAACCCCGAACAAACGACCGAGCAAAUGGAGCCAGAUAUUCAUACAACAGACAUACAAGCCAGAAGAAAUAACAGCGUGCACCUUUACGAAAGCAUUCCACCAUCACCUAUCGCUGACAUAUCAUUUGGCGAUAUUGGUGAUGACACUGAGUUUAUUGCAGUCGGAGAGCCACCUAUUGCGGACGGAGGUCGCUAUGAAAGUCUUGAUCAAAGCACUCGUGAAUUUAUGACAUACAACAUGAAUCCGCAAGAUCCAAACACUCGUGAAGGUAUGACUUACAACAUCAAUCCGCAAGAUCCAAACACUCACGAAGGUAUGAUCAAUAAUAGCAAUCCGCAAGAUCCAAACACUCACGAAGGUAUGACAUAUAACAUCAAUCUGCAAGAUCCAAACACUCACGAAGGUAUGACAUAUAACAUCAAUCUGCAAGAUCCAAACACUCACGAAGGUAUGACAUAUAACAUCAAUCUGCAAGAUCCAAACACUCACGAAGGUAUGACAUAUAACAUCAAUCUGCAAGAUCCAAACAGUCCUGAAGUUAUGACAAAUACCAUCAAUCUGCAAGAUCCAAACACUUAUGGCGUUAUGACAUAUAACAUGAACGUACAUGAUCCAAAUAAUCGAGGAGAAACGACAUCUUACAUUAAUUUGCAGAUUUGAUUGAAAUGCUCGGAAAGAAACAAAAUAUAUAAGACCAUUUUUGGAGACUUUAUUCAACGACACGAACAGAUACGAAACUUAUCAUUACUCGGAAAAUAUCUAACAAUUUGCCAUCAAAUUUGCAGUUUUGUUCCAUUGCACGGAAAGAUACAUUUGACAUCAAUUUGCAGAUGGGAUACGAAAUAUGUGUAUAGAUAUAAAAACAUACAGCAUUUUUCAGAUUGGAUUCAGAUACCCCGGAAAAUAAGACACCACAAUUUGCAGAUUUGUUAAAAAAAAUACAUGAAAAAAGUAUGAAAAGUCGGUGCAAACACAUGUAUUUGUUUGUUGCCGUGCUCGCAAGAUAGUUUGCUUAUCUGUGCUGUUGUGUUAUCGUGGAUAUUGAUAUGUAUUUGUGUUAACUGCUUGAUUUAAUGUUUUUUGUUUUGUUUUUGUUUGUUUUUCAUACUUAUUAAUUUGGUUUGUGUUUGUACAUAUAAAAAUCGAGAUAUUACGUUCGCGUAGAUGACAUUGUCACAUAUAAAUAUUCCCAGAGAGACCGAAUUAGACGUUUGUUUAUCAUAAAUGGUGAAAUUUUGUAUUAUACUAUGUAUUACU
This is a messenger RNA of Dreissena polymorpha, 2514 nucleotides long. RefSeq lists its product as uncharacterized. The coding region runs from base 28 to 1917 and encodes 629 amino acids. Lineage: Eukaryota; Metazoa; Mollusca; Bivalvia; Myida; Dreissenidae. The transcript has 9 exons. The record is from RefSeq and is a predicted model, not a curated record.